AUUGACUUUCCUAUACUGUAUACACCAUGACAGACGACCCCGCAGCCACACCUCGUCCAGAGACUUCUGUCAACGCAAGGCCAGCAUUUUCCGGUCAGGCUCCGAUCAAAGCCGAAUAUCUAAUCAACACCACCCCUAUCGUCGAAUCUGCCUCUGCCUCAGAGCUCAACAACAUUCACCCCGAUGAUGCCGCCGAGGGUCGUACCGAUUCCCGUGACUCCCGCGAUGGUCGUGACAGACCCGACAACAAACGGCGUAAACCCAACAAGCAAGACAAAAAAGACAAAAAAGGUCAAAAUAAGGGCCGCCACUUCCCCGUCAUCCGGGAAGCCUCUGUCCGUAUCUGUCGUGCUUGGGAAACAACAGGUAUCUGUGACCGUGCAGAUAAGGGUGAUUGCCGAUAUGCUCACAGCUGGGAAGGUUACUUUGAGGUGAAACCGAAUGAUAUCAGUUACCGUCCUGAUUGGUCCUUGGUCGGUGAGGCGCCGUUUGUGGUGGAAGGGGAAAGGGUGGUGGGCGGUGAGGAUGUGGUGGGGAAGACGCUUGACUUAGAUACGGUUUGCCCGGUGUUGAAGGACUUGGGGUACUGUCCUUUUGGGUGGCGAUGUCGGUUCUUGGGUGCGCACGUUAAGCGUGUGGCUGCUGCUGUAGACGGGGAGAAGGAAAAGGAGGCGGGCCCUGAGAAGCGAAUGGGAGAGUGGCAAGUCGAGAACUGGGUACAAAGCGAAGUGGAGAACGGGUGGAAACAAAAGGAGACGAAUUGGCCUGAACAUGAAGUGCUUAACGCUCUUCGCCGUAGUACUGCGUCAUUCCCGUUCUCUGAAGCAUACCUCAAGAAAGUUGAUCCCGACAAACCUUUUACCCUUCAAAACAAGAAACCCACCAAACAACAGCCACACAAACGCAAAAACAAUGUUCUCGACGAAGAAGAAGCUGCAAAUGGACCAACCGGCAUUCCCUCCGCUGGGGAUGAUGAGGAGAACGCUAUGAACGCCACAGAAAACGAACGGAAUGAGGAGAAGGGUAAAGUGUACGGUGAACCGGAAGCGAUUGACGUGCCACUCAGACCAGAGGAGAAGAGGAGGUUAAACUGGGAAGGUGGAAGAUAUCUCGCUCCUCUGACAACCGUCGGUAAUCUUCCAUUCCGCCGCCUCUGUGUUGACUACGGCGCCACCAUCACCGUCUCCGAAAUGGCUCUCGCCCAACCCCUCGUCUACGGCGCUAAAGAAGAAUGGGCUCUCGUCCGUCGACACGAGAGCGAAAAGAUGUUUGGUGUCCAAGUCGCCGGUGGGUUCCCGAACCGGAUGGUACCCGCCGCGGAAGUCAUUGCGAAUACUAUAGGAAAGGGUGGGGGGGUGGAUUUUGUGGAUGUUAAUAUGGGUUGCCCGAUUGAUUUGGUCUUCAACCAAGGUGCGGGUAGCGCCCUUAUGGACUCCCCUGGACGAUUGGGUAAGCUGUUGGUGGGCAUGAACAGGGCCCUUGGUGAUAUCCCUCUGACCGUCAAAUUCAGAACUGGUGUUGCGCAUGGGAAACCUAAUGCUCACAAGUUGAUUCCUCGUUUCGUCACUGAAUGGGGAGCGGGCGCUUUGACCAUUCACGGUCGAUCUCGCCAACAACGCUACUCCAAACCUGCCGACUGGGAAUACAUUAAGACUUGCGUCACCGCCCUGCGCGAGUCCGUUGCCGACGCCAACCUUCCUCCCGUUCCCAUCUUUGGAAACGGUGAUUGUUUCUCUGCUGCUUCGUAUUAUGAGGAGAUGGACAGAAGUGGGGUGGAUGGAGUGAUGGUCGCGAGAGGGGCGUUGAUCAAGCCAUGGAUCUUUACGGAGAUCAAGGAAAGAAGAGAGUGGGAUAUUUCUGCAGUGGAGAGGUUGGAGGGUAUCAAAAAGUUCGCCGAAUUCGGUCUCUCCCAUUGGGGUUCCGAUACCCAAGGUGUCAAUACCACCCGCCGAUUCCUAUGCGAAGCCCUCUCCUUCCAACACCGAUACAUCCCCAUUGGCCUCCUCGAACGUCUCCCCGCCAAACUCAACGAACGACCCCCAGCCUACAGGGGUAGAAACGAGCUGGAGACGCUUUUGGCGAGUCCGUUUGCCGGUGAUUGGGUGAAAAUUUCAGAGAUGUUUUUGGGCAAGGUGGAUGAAGGGUUUUCGUUUGUGCCGAAACAUAAGAGUAACGCGUAUGGAGGGGAAGAGGCGCAGGGCUAAAUGGCGGGUAUUGGCAUGUUGGGCGUUUUUGUGGGGAUUUUUUCUUUUUGUUCAAGGUCAUCCGGUGGGCGAGCUGUCUUGAUUACGCGACCGAAUCUAGUUUCUCGCUACUGUAUACUUUACGUACCGGCUCAUGCAUUCUACAGACUUGCUGAGAUGUUAACUGAUAGCACAUUAUUUCAUUUAGAUAUAAUG
Cryptococcus deneoformans JEC21 is the source of this 2399-nucleotide messenger RNA. Its product is annotated as tRNA dihydrouridine synthase, putative. The coding region runs from base 27 to 2204 and encodes 725 amino acids. Gene Ontology annotation, biological process: tRNA processing. NCBI's taxonomy places the organism in Eukaryota, Fungi, Basidiomycota, Tremellomycetes, Tremellales, Cryptococcaceae. The record is from RefSeq and is a predicted model, not a curated record. The transcript has 9 exons. Gene Ontology annotation, molecular function: RNA binding; metal ion binding; flavin adenine dinucleotide binding.